Messenger RNA from Frieseomelitta varia, 1589 nucleotides. Its product is annotated as pre-mRNA-splicing regulator female-lethal(2)D-like. NCBI's taxonomy places the organism in Eukaryota, Metazoa, Arthropoda, Insecta, Hymenoptera, Apidae. Bases 1 to 456 code for a protein of 151 amino acids. The record is from RefSeq and is a predicted model, not a curated record. The transcript has 2 exons.
AUGAUGGAUCGACGAUUGAGCAACGUGCAGCUUCAGCAACGGCUGUACGAAUCAGAGACGGUCUGUCAGCAACGAUACGAGGACGGUUCGCCGCGUCAGAGUAUCGUCGAUCAGACAGCGGAGUUGUCUCCUUCAACUCCUCCCCCUGGUCCACCUCUUCCUCUUCCUCUUCCUCUUCCUCUUCCUCUUCCUCCUCAUCAUCAGCAUCAUCAUCAUCGUCAUCAUCACCAUCAGCAUUAUCACCACCGUCAUCAUCAACAACAACAACAACAACAACAACAACAACAACAACAGCAACAACAACAACACGCUCGUCCGAGUAUCGUGCAGCAACCCAAGUCGGCGCGAUCCAGCGUGGGCAGGUCGGACAGCGGCUCGGAUCGUGGAAACGAUCGUUACACCGGCUACUAUUUGGGGGCUGCCAAGAUGGCCACCAGACGGGGCGAGCCACUUUGAAGAAGCAUAAGCGCGUUCUCGCGGACCAGUGGACUGGUACGUUUUACGUUUGGCAUCGUGACGCGGUGGUUGUCGUUGUUGAACACGUUCCGGAGAAUGGAACGUGUCGCACGCGAGAGAGAAAAAAUGAGAGAGAGAGUGAAAGUUGGGGGGUAAACGGAGAGGAAAAAGAUCGUCGAUGAUCGACCAGUAGGUGUACGAUAGUCACAGAUUAUCAGACCAAGAGUGUCAACUAUCGUUUCGUAUAUUCGUCGUCGCGUUUGAUGGAAAUCCUCGAGGAAAUCUCCGUAUUUUCGAGGACAGAGAAGAACGACAACGUUGAGGCGAUGUUGAGCGGGAAAGAGGAACGACAGAACAGGGAGAUGCCAGCAGCGAAUGUGCGACAAUAAACGAAAGCAAGAGGACGAGAUGAGGCAGCGUGCGAGCUCCGAUGGUACCGUUCGCGCGAUUACUUUUUGUCCAUUGUUCUUUUUUCUUUUCUUUCCUUUUCUUCCUUUUCUUCUUCUUCUUCUUCUUCUUCUUCUUCUUCUUCUUCUUCUUCUUCUUCUUCUUCUUCGUUUUCUUUUCUCUCCUUCUUUUCGGGUCGUUCAAGUCCGAUUUAAAGAUCCAUCGGAGAAAAUAUUUCUCGGCUGAACGGGAGCAACGCGGCCUACUCGGAGCUGUUGUUUGUUUCGGGGAGCCACGGCAACGCAGGAACCAGGAUGGUUUCUCACGUCACAAACGGGGCAAACAUGUCGAUUCGAGAGUUGGUGAAAUUUUACAAUACGUAUACGUACACUUUGGGCAGGGACGAAAAAAACCGGCGAGAGGUGCCGGAUUUGAAGCAGGAAAAACAACGGGAAAGAGGGCAAAGGUCUCACCCCUCGAGAUUGCGAAUUCCAUCGUACACGUACGUGAAUAAUAAUUCUAUCUACUACUUUGUCAAUUUGCUAAGGGAAGAGAAGAAACAAAACGAAAAAAAAAAAAAAAAAAACCUAUUUUCCUCUAAAGACUUUUUUCACCUAUCGUCUACGACUUCUUUGAUAAUAAUUAAUAAAGAAUCCGUGCGUGGCGUAGUCGUAACACAGCGUAACUUAUUAUGGUAGAAUACUUACACGUAAAUAAAAAGAAAAAAAAAAAGAAAAAAAACGAAU